AGCACUUGGUUCAAUUCAUAAUUGCCGUUUUUUUACAGUCAAGCAGAAGACGUCGAAUUGACAAAAAUUUAAUCAUUCCCUUGUGGUUGCAACUUGCACAUUUCGUUUUGUCAAAUCACUCUUACGUUGGUUUUCUUUGAGUACAGUUGCAAAAUGCCUAGACCUAUUGAUGAACUUCGUGCAGAUGUUGAUGAGCUGAAGAAAUUGACAGACUUGGCCACGCGCCAAUCUGUGAGAGAUGUUUUGGGCAUCGAAACACGCCGUUUAGAAACUGAAAUCAGUCUUCAACUCAAAGACAACAUGUUCAAUCUUGAGGCAAAACCAGCUGCCGCAGCUGGAGCUUCUGCUGUCAGAUGUUACGAUGUCAAACUUACAAACUAUGCUUGGGAUCAGUCUGACAAAUUCUUCAAGCUAUUCAUCACUCUGGCAGAUGUCCAAACUCUUCCUGCUGAAAAUGUAGUUUGCACCUUUGGUUCCAGAUCCCUUGACCUCUCAGUUAAGGAACUAAAGGGUAAAAAUUAUUCUCUGGUCAUCAAAAAUUUAGCUGAAGUUAUUGAUGCAUCAAAGAGCCACUGGAAAGUAAAAACAGAUUCUGUGGUAGUCUUUCUAUCAAAAGUUAAACCAAUCACUUGGCCCACUGUUACUAUGGAAGAAAAGAAAAUCAAAGAAUCUAAAGCCCCCAAAUUUGACGCAUCAGCCAGCGACGAUCCACAGGCGAGCAUGAUGAACAUGAUGAAGCAACUCUACCAGGACGGCGAUGAUGACAUGAAGCGACAAAUUGCAAAAUCUUUUGCAGAAGGUCGAGGAGGUAAAACCCCUGAUUUAGGGCUUUGAAAACUUAAUUAAAUACUUAAAGUAUUUGUCAAUUCUUUAACGAACAAUAUACAAGAAACGUUAUCGAA
Messenger RNA from Daphnia pulicaria, 902 nucleotides. RefSeq names its product calcyclin-binding protein-like. Gene Ontology annotation, molecular function: S100 protein binding; ubiquitin protein ligase binding; tubulin binding. Gene Ontology annotation, cellular component: nucleus. Gene Ontology annotation, biological process: heart development. The transcript is spliced from 5 exons. The record is from RefSeq and is a predicted model, not a curated record. Bases 154 to 834 code for a protein of 226 amino acids. NCBI's taxonomy places the organism in Eukaryota, Metazoa, Arthropoda, Branchiopoda, Diplostraca, Daphniidae.